This is a messenger RNA of Lodderomyces theae, 1146 nucleotides long. RefSeq lists its product as uncharacterized. The record is from RefSeq and is a predicted model, not a curated record. NCBI's taxonomy places the organism in Eukaryota, Fungi, Ascomycota, Pichiomycetes, Serinales, Debaryomycetaceae. The coding region runs from base 1 to 1146 and encodes 381 amino acids. The transcript has a single exon.
AUGGACAACAGUUUGAAAGCGUUGGUCAAUAGUUACGAGCUAGAGCAGAGCUACUCCCCUGUACGCCACAAGUACAAGUCAGGAGAGGAUCCAAACACGCAUCAAUCAUCUCAACCAACCAAAUUUAUGUCCACCAACGCUUAUAACAACGGCAACAGUUCGCACAAAUAUGUGCCACCACACAGAAAAAAGACCACUAAUGGAUCCAGCGAGGGUGUUAAAGAAACGACAAAGCUCACCAAUUUGACAGAGGACGAGAAAAUGGCCAAGAGACGAGAGAGAUUUGCUGCAAAGAGCAGUAAUACAACGAGGCAACCCCAUGAUUACGGUCUCAUAAGUCGAGGCGAGGACACGCGGUUGAAAGAGUCAGAGACUUUACGAGAAGAAUAUUUUCUUGUCAUCCUACGUCAAUUUAUCAAAUACACAUCAACCAAUACAUCAAAGUCGUUGUUCGAAGCUUUCAAAAGAAUAAAGGACCUGGAUCCAACCGACUUUGCCAAUGCUCAGUCUUUGAAAGCCGAGGCUAUCCGGGACAAACAAACGGUCAAUAUGGAGUCAUUGGCCUUGUCACUUCGAAAAUUACGCGAAAGCUUGUUGUAUUUGAAGCCAUCUCCGUUCCAUAAAAAGGUGUUUUUAUUCUCAAUGAGGAUUUCAUACUGUUGUGGCCAGUAUCAAACUUAUAUCCCCAGUAUCAACUUCUUGCUACAAAACAAGGACGAAUUGAAGUUGUCAAGUUUGGAGGUGGAAGAGAUUGCAAUAGUAUUAAUUCUUCAUUUAACCCACUUCAACAAUGACAUACCUCAAGCCAUUCAAACUCAUUUUCGAUAUAUAUCGAACCGGAAAGAUAUUUUGCAAAUAAUACGCAGCUGGGUACACAAGGAUUAUUAUACAUGGGUCAGAAUAUACAAUCUGGUGGAGAAUUACGCAAUCAAGUCCAUGAUGGGAAUGGGUCAGCGGAUGAUGGUCAACCGGAUGAUUCAAAUAUUGAACUCCAGCUAUUUUACAAUUAAGAAAUCAGUGCUUGAAAACGAUUUACUCCCUGAUGAUGUGCGGUAUGAAGAUUUUGUGAGGGAUUACAAAGUGAAUUGGACUGUUGAUGAUGGAGGUGUAGUUACUAUACGAAGGCGACAGAGCAGAAAAGGAUGA